AUUAUUUGUACACGUCACAGGUGAUCGCUGUGUCUUAAAAAAUCGGCAACGAUCUCAGAGCAGAAAGAAUGGCGUUGACUUUCGAGAUCUUCUCCGGCCUUGCGAUUCUGACUUUGGUCUUGUACUACUACUUCACGGCGCAUUUCAAGUUUUGGAAAACCUGCGGAGUCCCCGGGCCUGAACCGACGCCCAUCAUCGGGAAUGUAUUUCAAAUUAUGGUCGGGAAAGAAUCGCUGGGCGACUUCGUGCAACGACUUUACUGGAAGUAUAAAGACGAGCCGAUGAUCGGAAUAUUCGUCAGACGCACGCCAGUGCUCAUUGUUCAAGAUCCGGAAUUAAUCAAGAACGUGCUAAUUAAGGAUUUCGCUAAAUUCGCAAAUCGAGGGUUCAUGAAGAAUGAAAUC
This is a messenger RNA of Ceratina calcarata, 404 nucleotides long. RefSeq names its product cytochrome P450 6B6-like. The transcript has a single exon. The record is from RefSeq and is a predicted model, not a curated record. Lineage: Eukaryota; Metazoa; Arthropoda; Insecta; Hymenoptera; Apidae. Gene Ontology annotation, molecular function: oxidoreductase activity, acting on paired donors, with incorporation or reduction of molecular oxygen; iron ion binding; monooxygenase activity. The annotation marks the transcript as partial.